GAUUCUGUUUAGUCGUGUUUUCAUCGCUAUGUCUUUAUAUGGCGGUUUGUGAUUGAGAAUUAGCAAGUUAACUCAGUAGUUUUUUUCUUGUUUGCAUAAUAAAAGUGGGAUUUUAAACGAUUUUCUAGAGUGGGUGAAGCGAGCGGCGCUAGAGCAUAUUCGGUGAACAUGGAGGAGAAGACAGUUGUGAUACAAACCAAGCUGGGUCAGCUGAGAGGUCUGGUUAAGCAUUCUAGUCUGAAUGGGAAGAAUUAUUAUUCAUUUCGAGGCAUUCCUUACGGGGAACCACCCCUGGGAGAACUCAGAUUUAAGAGUCCUCGCCCGUUUGGCAGAUGGAAGGGUGUGAGAGAUGCUACUGAAGAUGGUCCUUCCCCCAAACAACCUGUCCUCGGUCCAUCCGCCAGACACGGUUCCUGGCCCAGCACUUGGCACUGAUGAGGAUUGUCUCUAUCUCAGUGUCUUCGUUAAUGAGCUCCCACGGAAAUCCAGCUCUUUAAAGCCAGUUAUUGUCUUUUUAAAUGAAGGAGGCUUCCUUAUUGGGUCAGGAAGUUCCGAAAAUAAAGGACCUGACUACUUGCUCCAUGCGGACAUUGUUGUCGUAUUUUUCAACUACCGAUGUGGAGCUUUUGGGUUUCUGUCACUGGAGAAUGAGGAAGUCCCAGGAAAUGCAGGACUCAAGGAUCAGACCUUGGCCUUGAAGUGGGUCCAUGACAACAUUGAGAGUUUUGGAGGUGACCCUAACAAUGUCACGAUCUUUGGUCUUAGUGCUGGUGGUGCUUCAGUACUUUUCCAUUUGUUGUCUCCUUCUUCUAGAGGUUUAUUUCAUAAGGCAGUUUCACGAAGUGGCACUGCACUGGACCCAUGGGCUUUGCAAGAUAAUUCUCGAGGAAACGCUUUGAAGCUGGCCAAGAAACUUGGAUGUUCAUUUGAGAACCAAAAUGAAGUACUCAGGUUCCUCCAAUACGCACCUGCCGAUGAUAUUGUGGCUGCCACCACCAAAAUAAUGUCAGAAGACAAGGAGAUGGUGACUAAAAAAGUGUCAUUGGUAUUUCUGCCCUGUGUGGAGAUUUCAGGAGUUGAGCCAUUUCUGUCUGACACUCCAAGAAGUCUCAUGGAGAGAGGGCAGUUUGCUCAAGUUCCGGUCAUCAUAGGAGGAUGUGCACAAGAAGGAGGAGUGCUAGCAUAUUUUGAUGGACUAAAUGACGAAGCUUUUACAAGAGUAAACGAAAAUCCUGUAUGGGUUGUACCAUCUUCUUUGGGGCUCAAACCUGGAAGUGCACAGGAGAAAGAAGCAGAGCAAGAUAUUUGGGAUUUUUAUUUUAAAGGAAAUUGGAUCUCUUGGACCAAUAUUGAAGACUAUCUACAAUAUCAGGCUGAUGUACAAUUCAACAUUGGGAUAGAUACCACAAGAAGACAUCUGUUAAAAUAUAGUACAGCUCCAGUGUACACUUACUUGUUCACCAAUCACACCAGGUGCUUUGUGUGUUUCUUGCUGGAGCUCAUGCAUCCUAAAUUUUUCUCAAAGAUUUGUACAAAAGAAACAUGUCAUGGAGCAGAUGGAUCUUUUUUCUUUCACAACAGCAUACUCCAUCACCUUCCAUUGACUCAAGAGAACAAAGAAGAUAUUAAAAGAAAUGUUGAUACAUUAGCAGCAUUUGCUUCUACUGGUAAUCCAAACCAUAGUGACCUAGGAGUGGAAUGGAGAAAAGAUUCCCUGAGGAAUCCUUGUUACAUGGACAUAGGAACAACCUGGACACUCUCGGAAGGGACAGCUUUCACAGACAGAAUGGAUUUCUGGAAAGGACUUCUACAAAAAUACAACAGCAAUUGAAAAUGCUAUGAAGAAAAAACAACAAGCAGAACUAAUAAAUCUGUUUCAUGUUUUUAUACUCAAUAUAAAUGUUACAUUUUA
Molecule: messenger RNA, 1912 nt
Organism: Homalodisca vitripennis (glassy-winged sharpshooter)
Lineage: Eukaryota; Metazoa; Arthropoda; Insecta; Hemiptera; Cicadellidae
Product: cholinesterase 2-like
Exons: 11
Coding region: 350-1831 (493 amino acids)
Source: RefSeq, a predicted model, not a curated record